Nelumbo nucifera (sacred lotus) is the source of this 1129-nucleotide messenger RNA. RefSeq names its product NADH:ubiquinone oxidoreductase, 17.2kDa subunit. The record is from RefSeq and is a predicted model, not a curated record. Gene Ontology annotation, cellular component: respiratory chain complex I; membrane. Gene Ontology annotation, biological process: response to oxidative stress. Lineage: Eukaryota; Viridiplantae; Streptophyta; Magnoliopsida; Proteales; Nelumbonaceae.
UCCAUAUGAACACAAUUUGUAGAAGGCAAGGCAUUUGCUCUGUUUGUAAUUCAUGAAGGGGACGCCCUUUUAAACAGUGUACUUCACCGUUUAAUUUAAUUGGUCAAACAUUUCACUGUUUCUCCUGUAGUUCGAGCGAGAUUAGAAAUGAUUUGAUCUCCUGAAGAAUUCUAGAUAAGGGUGAUAUGUCGAAACUGUUCGCAAAGAUAUCUGGUUUUUUCAGCUCGCGAACUCUGGUUGGGGUCGACAAGGCCGGCAAUCGAUAUUUUACCAGAAAAGAAGAGAUCGAUGGAAUCAUGAAAGAGAAAAGAUGGGUGAUAUUCAAAGGAGAGACGGAUCCAACUUCUAUUCCGGUUGAGUGGAUAUGCUGGUUGAAUGGGCAAAGGAAGAAAGCUCCUACUCCUGAGGAAAUGCUCGAACUGGAGACAAGGCGUGAACGUGUCAAACUUAAUGUUGCCCUUCUUAAAAAAGAAGAAGAGGAACGGAAAGCUAAAGAGGGUGGUGCUCUUCGAGUGAAGACUGGUAAAGUUGGAGGUCCGGAUUUGAAAAGUUUCAUUCGACAAUUUCCAACUGCUUCCACAGAAGGUGGCAGACAUGAAGAUAUUUCUAAUGCAAUGGAGGACAUGAGGAACUCCCAAGAGACAGAGGAAGAGAAAAUAGUCCCACCUCAAGUGAAACAGCAGCCAGUGCCUUCUGAACCAACAGGAUCUGGCCCAACUUUCAAGCCAGGAACAUGGCAACCACCGACAUGAGAAUCAAGUGCUUGCAUGCAUUGGUACUUAAUCAGUGUUUUCUCUUGUAAGUUGUAACCGGCACAUUUUUUUCGCCAGUGUCAGUUUUGCACUCUCGCAUCUAAUGACUGUAUUCAGUUUAUCCCAGCGAUGCAACAAUCACCUUGUCUAACCGAAUGCUGCUACAUGCUGCAUGAAGGAGCAUGAGGUAGUAACUGAAUCAUCACCCUCUGGUUGGCACACACAAACACACAGACACACACACACACACCAGAUGGUUCAUUUAUGCUGCUUGAGGUGUUACGUGGUGAUGGAGGUGCUGGACCACCAAAAAAAGGCGGAAAAAAAACUAACCAUGUAGCUGAUGUUUUUUGCAAGGUUCAAAGUACUUUUUUUUA